AUAUUUGUGCUCACAUAUUUCGAUUAAAAUUAAAAGCUCUUCUUAAAGACAUUAUUAAAAAUAGUAUUUUUGGUAAAACUCCUGCUUAUAUUUAUGUUAUUGAAUCACAAAAAUGUGGUUUUUUGUAUGCAUAUAUAUUGAUUAUAUUAUUACCUGAUUGCAAACCACGUAUAACAGAAGAUUAUGAUCAUAUUAUAUCAGCAAAAAUUCCAGAUCCUUAUAAUCUUCCACAUGAAUAUGCAACUAUAAUACAAUAUAUGAUGCAUAGACCAUGUAGAAAUUAUAAUAUGCAUGCAUCUUGCAUGCAAGAUGGCAAAUAUUUAAAAGGUUAUCCAAAGCCUUUUCAAGCAGUAACCAGUCAAAAUGAAGAUGCAUGGUUUGAUGCUAAUUGUGAUCAAAAUAUUUGCAAAAUAGCAAAAAGCUUAACUUAUACUCAAUUUCCUCACAAGUUUGUUUUUAAUAAUCAUACAAAAAAAUGGAAUCAACAUAUUAGUGGGCAUACAAUUAGUCGAAUGUAUUUUGUACAUCUAGGUGCAGAUGUAUAUCAAGCAUUAGGUCUUUUACAAAAUGAUUUAGAAUGGGAUCAAUGUUUAAAAGAAGUAUCAGAAAUAAAAUUAGGUUCUCAGUUAAGACAAUUGUUUGCAACAAUUUUGUUAAAUUGUUAUCUAACACAUCCUGAACAACUUUGGAUUAAAUAUAAGCAUAAUUUAAAAAUUGAAUUAUGUGCUUUGCAUAAAUUAGAAGAUAUUCUUAUGCAACAAGGCAAAUCAUUAAAAGAUUUUUCUAAUAUGCCAAUUCCUACUACAGUAUACGCAGCAGCUCAAUCAGAAUUUGCUAAUUGGUUACUUCAGGUUGGUGAAAGGCUUAUUCCUGAAGUUCAACCUGAUAGUAGUUUUAUACGUUUACCCUCUGAUAUUAUUAUCAAAUCAGAAAAUAUUCAAGAUUUAAUAGAAUUUGUAUAUCCUAAUUUACAAGCCAAUAUUUGUAAUUCUACAUAUUUUACUGAAGGAGGCAUUCUUGCAUCACUUAAUGAUGAU
Messenger RNA from Racocetra persica, 1037 nucleotides. The record is from the annotation of a GenBank genome assembly. NCBI's taxonomy places the organism in Eukaryota, Fungi, Glomeromycota, Glomeromycetes, Diversisporales, Gigasporaceae.